Arvicanthis niloticus (Nile rat) is the source of this 912-nucleotide messenger RNA. NCBI's taxonomy places the organism in Eukaryota, Metazoa, Chordata, Mammalia, Rodentia, Muridae. The record is from RefSeq and is a predicted model, not a curated record.
ACACUUACAAACCGUAUGGUAAUGAGAGAUCCCCAAACAAAACGUUCCAGAGGCUUUGGUUUUGUGACCUGCUCUUGUGCUGAAGAGGUGGAUGCUACAAUGUGUGCUCGCCCCCACAAGGUUGAUGGGUGUCUGAUGGAACCAAAGACAGCUGUUUCUAGAGAGGAUUCUGUAAAGCCUGGUGCCCUCUUAACAGUCAAGAAAAUUUUUGUUGGUGGUAUCAAAGAGGAUACGGAAGAAUAUAAUCUGAGAGACUACUUUGAAAAGUAUGACAAGAUUGAAACCACUGAAGUUAUGGAAGACAGGCAGAGUGGGAAAGAGAGAGGAUUUGCUUUUGUAACUUUUGAUGAUCAUGACACAGUGAAUAAAAUUGUUGUUCAGAAAUACUACACUAUUAGUGGGCAUAAUUGUGAAGCAAAAAAGGCCCUUUCUAAACAAGAAAUGCAGUCUGCUGGAUCACUGAGAGGUCAUGGAAGUGGGUCUGGCAACUUCAUGGGUCUUGGAGGAAAGUAUGGAGGUGAUAGAAGGCACUUUGGUUGUGGAGAAAACUUUGGUGGAAGAGGAGGCUAUGGUGGUGAAGGUGGUGGCAGCAGAGGUAGUUAUGGAGGUGGUGAUGGUGGAUAUAAUGGAUUUGGAGGUGAUGGUGGCAACUAUAGUGGUGGUAGGAACUAUACUGACUUUGGAAAUUAUAGUGGACAGCAGCAAUCAAAUUAUGGACCCAUGAAGCAGGGCAGUUUUGGUGGAAGAUGCUCAGGAAGUCCCUAUGGUUGUGGCUAUGGACGUGGAAGUGGUGGAUAUGGUAGCAGAAGGUUUAAAACAAAACAGAAACAGCUAGUUCUUAGCAGGAGAAAAAGCAAGGAGUUGUCAGGCAAGCUGCAGAUUACUUUGAGGCAGUCAUCCCAAAUGCAUUAG